This is a messenger RNA of Adineta ricciae, 417 nucleotides long. The record is from the annotation of a GenBank genome assembly. Lineage: Eukaryota; Metazoa; Rotifera; Eurotatoria; Adinetida; Adinetidae.
AUGGAUCUAUCGGGAGGUUCUAGUCAAGGCAUAGGCGAUCCACAAUUAGCAGCCUUCAUUGAACAAGAAAACCAAAAGCAACGAUUUCAGUCAGUUGUACAUAGUUUAACUGACCAAUGUUGGGAUCUAUGUGCACCAAGUAUAUCGUCGAGACUUGACGGGCGUAGUGAAACCUGCUUAGCCAAUUGUGUUGAACGUUUUAUUGAUUCAAGUAAUUAUAUCAUCAACAAACUUGGUCAAGAAGGCGCGGCUGCUGUUGCAUCAAUGAAAUCGAAUGAAUUCAAUACAUCAACAGAUUUUUCCUUAGGCUCACCAGAUAUGGGUCUUCGGACGCCAGAAUUUUCAAUGGAAUUCGAUCCAUUGUCAUCACCAUCGACUAAGAAAGACGAGAAGAAAAGUAGUUGGAAAUUUUGGUAG